Messenger RNA from Rattus norvegicus (Norway rat), 10340 nucleotides. Lineage: Eukaryota; Metazoa; Chordata; Mammalia; Rodentia; Muridae. The record is from RefSeq and is a predicted model, not a curated record.
GAUAGUUAAUUCGAUGUAGUUUAUUUAACACGGGAUGGACCCAAUCCUACAGUUUUUCCUCAGUCUCUCCUAUAACAAAUACAAUGCUAAGAUUCUAAGUGUCCUCUGAUGAGUGAUUGACCUGCGAUCUAUUCAGACAGUUUGGGGAUCUCAAUCCCAACAAGGGAUUCUGUGGCUUAGCCCAGCCCUGAAGGAGUGUGUCCAACUCCAGAAUCUUUGCAAAGCUGGGUGUGCUUCAGGCAGUGCUCAUAUUUUUUUUUUUCACUUUAGGUAUUGGGGAUUGUAAAUUGGGUCUUCUGCUCUAUACUAGGUGAACGCUUUCAUCGAGUUAUUUUAAGAUAGAGCCUUAAAUAAUUGUCACACAGACCCUCCUGCCCCAGAUCUCAAUUCUGUACCAUUAACCCGUCAUGAACGUGAAUUUCGAGGCACGGUUGGGAUCCUUUCCGUGCCUUUGAGACGCGCUGCCCUCAGGCUGGAUGUUCACAGAUGGAGCAAGUAUAGGUCCAGGCGGCCGCGCGGCUGCAAGCGCCGAUUGGUCAGGCCGGCCAGGCCCCGCCCCCGAGACGCGGCGGCCAAUGAGCGCGCCGAGGACUGGCGGGCGAGCACGCGGGCGGCAGCGGAGUUUUUCCGACGCCGCGGCCUGUGCAGCUGAGUCCGGAACGAAGUGCGACGCGCGGGUCUCCUCAGAGCCAUGUCUAGGCGGGAAUCCGCAGCCAACGCUUCCUCCUCGGGCGUUGCUUCCCGGAGAAGCUCGACCGGGUCCCGGGGCGCCGAACGGACGGCGACGGAGGAGGGGAACCGGAGAGGCCGGGUCGGUAGCAGGGGUGCGGGCGGCGGCUGGAGAGAGCCCGCGGGUGCCGCCGAGGCUACGGCCGCCAGCCGCCGUGAACCGCCGCUCUGCUUCGGGGUGAAGAACGAUGUGGUGGGCGCGGUGAUAGGUCGUGGUGGGUCAAAAAUUAGAGAAAUCCAAAAUACAACGAACACUAGAAUACAGGUAAUAAAAGGAAAUCCUGAGGCAGAAAUAAAAAUUUUUGGUAAUAAAGCCAUGCAAACAAAAGCAAAAACAGUGAUAGAUAAUGUUGUUAAAAAACAACAAAAUUACAUUCCAGGACACAGAGUUGAUAUUAUUGCAUUCCAACCUACUGUUGGAACAGAUACCAGUACAAGUGAGAGUGUAACGGACGACCAGCCAUUGAUAGAUUGGGAUCAAAUUCGAGAAGAUGCUUUGAAAUGGGAGAAGAAAAAGUGGGCAGAUUUACCUCCAAUUAAGAAAAACUUUUAUAUAGAGUCAGCAACGACGAGCUCAAUGUCACAAGUGCAGAUAGACAACUGGAGGAAAGAAAAUUUUAAUAUAACAUGUGAUGACUUAAAAGAUGGUGAGAAACGUCCUAUCCCCAACCCUAUAUGUAAAUUUGAAGAUGCCUUUCACAGUUACCCAGAAGUUAUGGAAAACAUUAAAAGAGCAGGCUUUCAAAAACCUACACCAAUUCAGUCACAGGCGUGGCCAAUAGUUCUGCAAGGAAUAGAUCUUAUUGGAGUAGCACAGACUGGAACAGGGAAGACACUGUCCUAUUUAAUGCCUGGAUUUAUUCAUCUAGACUCUCAACCACUAGCUAGAGAACAAAGAAAUGGACCCGGCAUGUUGGUCCUUACACCCACUCGGGAAUUAGCCCUUCAAGUAGAAGCUGAGUGUUCUAAAUAUUCAUAUGGUGAUCUUAAAAGUGUUUGUGUAUAUGGCGGUGGUGAUAGAGAUGGACAAAUUCAAGAUGUGUCAAAAGGUGUAGACAUCAUUAUUGCAACUCCUGGAAGAUUGAAUGACCUACAAAUGAAUAACUUUGUCAACCUGAAAAGUGUAACCUAUUUGGUUUUAGAUGAAGCCGACAAGAUGCUGGACAUGGGAUUCGAACCCCAGAUAAUGAAGAUUUUGUUAGAUGUACGCCCAGACCGACAGACUAUUAUGACAAGUGCGACUUGGCCAUAUGCUGUCCGACGUCUUGCACAAUCUUAUUUGAAAGAGCCAAUGAUUGUCUAUGUUGGUACUUUGGAUCUAGUUGCUGUAAGUACAGUGAAACAAAAUAUAAUCAUUACCACAGAAGAAGAGAAACGAACUCAUAUCCAGACCUUCCUAGAGAAUAUGUCACCUAAAGACAAAGUCAUUGUCUUUGUCAGCAGAAAAGCUGUUGCUGAUCACUUAUCAAGUGAUCUCAUUCUCCGACACAUAUCAGUGGAGUCUCUGCAUGGCAACAGAGAACAGAGUGACAGAGAGAAAGCAUUAGAGAACUUUAAGACAGGUAAAGUUAGAAUACUUAUUGCUACUGACUUGGCAUCUCGAGGUCUUGAUGUCCAUGAUAUCACUCACGUCUACAAUUACGAUUUUCCUCGGAACAUUGAAGAAUAUGUACACAGAGUAGGGCGCACUGGGAGAGCAGGGCGCACUGGAAUGUCCAUUACCCUUAUCACAAGAAAUGAUUGGAGGAUUGCCACUGAAUUGAUUAAUAUUCUGGAAAGAGCAAAUCAGAAUAUCCCAGAGGAACUUGUCUUAAUGGCUGAGAGAUACAAGGCAAACAAACUAAAAAGAGAGAUGGAAAAAAAAAUGGGAAGACCCCAAGGAAAGCCCCAGAAGUUUUACUAAUGCUGCGUGUAGCACUAGGUGCCACAGGUACAGUUUUAUGGUGUAGACAUUCAGAUUUCUGUCUUUUGGGUUAUUUUGUAGUUUGUUUUUUGAGAAAGAGUCUCUUUAGGUAUCACUGAAAGCCCUGGAACUUGCUGUGUAAACCACUGUCUGCCUCUGCCUCCCAAUUCUGAGAUUAAAGACAUGUACCACCACAUCCAGGAAGUCUGUCUUUCAAAACUAGACUCAGACGGUGUAUGCACUACCACCAUAAUCCUAAAAACCGCAAACUUACUAAGUGAUGAAGUCUCACUCUUUCCCCUGUUACCAAAGUCUAGUUAUGCCACUCAGGCUGACCUCACCUACCAUCCUGCAUUCACCUCCUGAGUGCUAGGGUUACAUGUGCUAGGUACAGCACUGUACAGAUGUUAGUACAGCAGCAUUCAAGGUGAUGUGGUCUUUUUCUUAAAUUGUCUUUUUAUUUAUACAAUGCUAGGUAUAACAAUAUAUAAUCCAGAAGUAAUUUACAUAUUUGAUCAAUUGACUACCAAAAAUAGCUGGCAAGCAUUUUUGUGGAAAAAUUUGACCUUUUUUUUCCAUUGUUGAUGGAGUUGUAAAUUGAUUUAUCUGUUUUGAAAACAACAUAGUGGUCUCUUAGCAACCAUAUGAUGUCACAAAUCUACUUCUGGGAAUACAUAUCAAAGAAUUAAGAAGCAGAACCUCAAAAUGUAUACCCCUUAUAUCCAUAGCAUCCUAUUAAAAAUCAGCAGCAUUCUCUUGGAAGCAAACUAAGUACAAGAAUAAGGAUUCAAGGUGGAAUUGUUAAAGCAUACAUCAAUAUGAAGAGACUUGGCUGAUUCUUAAAAUAAUAGUGUUCAAAAUGUAGAAUUCAAUGUUUUAUACUUUCUUUAAUAAAACGAUAGUUUUUAACCUUGUUGAAAUUUUUAUGGAUAUUAAGAAAGUAGUACUAAAAUAUUUUGUCUGUAAUACUUUUUAUUUUAAAAGAGAAGUUUUGGGGCUGAGCAUGGAGCUGGGUGGUAGGGUACUUGCCCAGUCUGUGCAAGACCAAGGGUUCAGUCCCCAGUCCUGCAGAAGGAAAGAGACGCUCUCCCCUGUACUGAUGCUGUGCCAGCAUCUGUGAAGUGCCUGAUGCUUGCUCAGAUUCCGUCAUGGCAGAAAAGACACUGGGAACAAAAUGUUGAGUGUGUAGUAAAAAGAAAAAUUUUAGUUUUCUAUUUUCACAUAGUGUAUUAUCUGGAUAUCCUUUGUUCAAAUAAGUAUAGCCCACCCUUUUUUUUAAGAGUGAGAAGCAAGUACACUGAGCGUGUCCGUCUACACUCCAGCCCACACUGGGCCAGCCCCUGGGAAGAUGCUGCUUCAGUCUUGUUCCUCUGACUGCUGCCCUCAGACUCUGUGUUACCUGUUCCUCUGUCAAUGACAGUUCCUUAUAUACUUAGGGACACUCAGGUGUAUGUAGCUUUACUCUUUCUGUAAGUAAUUAUAUUUGUGUGUAUUUGCUAUGUGUGACAGUGGUAGGCCAUACUCAUGUCUACAUUAUUCAUCCACAGUGUUUGCUGGGAUUGAUGGCAAGAUUAAUAAGAACCUAAUAGAAGAAAGGGUACAGUCAGAAAUCAACAGCUGAGUCCAUCAGGAAAAACAAGUAUCAGGUACAUUUGAGGUGUUCAGGACAGGGCAUCACGGUUUCUGUCUUUCCUCUUUGGUGCCCUUUGAACUGUGGCAGUUACACUUCAAUAAGGUGAGCAUAUUCAGAGAUCCCCAGGAGAUGCUUAAAACUGGACAGUACUGAACCAGAUGUGUGCUGUCCUGUAUAUACACAUCUGAACCAGAUGUGUGCUGUCCUGUAUAUACACAUCUGUGAUACAGUUUUAGAUGUGUGCUGUCCUGCAUAUACACAUCUGUGAUACAGUUUUAGAUGUGUGCUGUCCUGCAUAUACACAUCUGUGAUACAGUUUUAGAUGUGUGCUGUCCUGCAUAUACACAUCUGUGAUACAGUUUUAGAUGUGUGCUGUCCUGCAUAUACACAUCUGUGAUACAGUUUUAGAUGUGUGCUGUCCUGCAUAUACACAUCUGUGAUACAGUUUUAGAUGUGUGCUGUCCUGUAUAUACACAUCUGAACCAGAUGUGUGCUGUCCUGUAUAUACACAUCUGUGAUACAGUUUUAGAUGUGUGCUGUCCUGCAUAUACACAUCUGUGAUACAGUUUUAGAUGUGUGCUGUCCUGCAUAUACACAUCUGUGAUACAGUUUUAGAUGUGUGCUGUCCUGCAUAUACACAUCUGUGAUACAGUUUUAGAUGUGUGCUGUCCUGCAUAUACACAUCUGUGAUACAGUUUUAGAUGUGUGCUGUCCUGCAUAUACACAUCUGUGAUACAGUUUUAGAUGUGUGCUGUCCUGCAUAUACACAUCUGUGAUACAGUUUUAGAUGUGUGCUGUCCUGCAUAUACACAUCUGUGAUACAGUUUUAGAUGUGUGCUGUCCUGCAUAUACACAUCUGUGAUACAGUUUUAGAUGUGUGUUGUCCUGCAUAUACACAUCUGUGAUACAGUUUUAGAUGUGUGCUGUCCUGUAUAUACACAUCUGUGAUACAGUUUUAGAUGUGUGCUGUCCUGUAUAUACACAUCUGUGAUACAGUUUUAGAUGUGUGCUGUCCUGCAUAUACAUAUCUGUGAUACAGUUUUAGAUGUGUGCUGUCCUGCAUAUACACAUCUGUGAUACAGUUUUAGAUGUGUGCUGUCCUGCAUAUACACAUCUGUGAUAAAGUUUUAGGCACUGAGGUGAUUAGUGUUGCGUGCUUGACAGAAUCUGGAGUCACUAGGAGGCAAGCCUCCAGUUACAACUGUGCCACAUUAUUUAGAUGGGUUAAUCUCUGCCAAGGUCUUGAGGAAUUAUUUUAAGUUUACUGAGGUAAGAAGACAGCCUUACAGGAGGGCAGCAGUAUCCUAUGGGCUUGAGCUCUGGAUUGCAUGAAGAGGGAUCUAGCUGAACAUGAACACUGAUUGCUAGCUGACUCUUAACUGCAAAUGCAAUGUGACCAGCUGCUUCAUAUACCUGCAAGAAAGUCCUGCCAUGAAAAACCAAACCCUUGGAACUAUGAGGCAAAAUAAACCCCAAAUAUCUUAUCACAACAAUAGAAAAACUUAACAGAGAGGCACAGUCAAGAUUUUCAAUAGGUGUGCAGUGUUUGUGCACAUGUAUUCGAGUGCAUGUGCCUGUGAAGGCCAAAUGAGAGCAUUGGGAACCAUCCUCUAUCACUCUGUUCCUUUUAUUCAUCUAUUUAAUGUGCAUUGUUGUUUUGCCUGUAUAUAUGUCUGAGUAUGUCAGGACCCUGGAACUAGAAUUAUAGGCAGUCGUGAGUGACAGUUGAACCCCCAUCCUCUGGAAGAGCAGCCAGUGCUCUUAACUGCUGAGACAUCUCUCCAGCCCUAUACCUUAUUUUUUGAAACAGGGUGUCUUGGUAAACCUGAAGUUCAUUUUGGGUAGUCCGACUGCUCAGUAAGUUCCUGGGACACACCUGUCUCCACCCCCCCAAACAGGUUAGAGGCAUGUGCAGUCAAGGCCGACUUCUGUGUGAGUAGUGAGUAUUUGAACUCAGGUCCUCUUGUUUCCACAGCCAGAAGUCUUACCCCUGAGCCAUCUCCCUCACCCCGUUUUUUGUUUUUUUUUUUUUUUAUUUCAAGGCUUUUAAAAUUUUAUUACUGUCUGCAUGGGUUGAUCAUGCAUGCAUAACACUCCACACAUGGUAAAGAACAACUUCAUGCAGUCAGUUCUCUCCUUCCACAUCUGUGUGGGUUCUGGGGAUUGAAUUUAGGUCACCAGGCUGGCACAGUAAGCACCUUUAUCUGCUGAGCCAUCACACCAGCCCCUCCUGGAUUUUUUGGUUGGUUAAUUGGUUAGUUGUUGAGGGGGUCUUUUGGUUUUUGAGGAAGGAUCUUUGUCCCCUGGGCUGACCUUGACCACCUGCUCAUUCUACACAGUCUCAUAGUUGCUGGAGGUACCAUGCCUAUUGGAAGAGUGGGUGGCAGUGGCAUCCCAUGUGCUAGACAAGUGCUCCACCAUGAGCUGCAUCUCCAUCGCUCUCUAUCAUCGUAUAUUCUGCUGAAAAUAUGACUACAGAUUCUCUGAUUGUAGACAUGGCCUCUCCAGGAAUCUGUUACUGACCAAACCUGUUCAAGUGUAGUCACCCCUGCACUGAAUGGCUCAGAAGGAGGACUUAUUUCAGGGCCCCUUUGCCUGAGUGUUCGUAGGGCCUGCAUACUUAAUGGGAUACACAUUUCCAAUGAAACAUGCUUUCUGCUGAUGUUUCCUAUCAACAAAUUUAAUACCUUUCCCAUCUUAACAUAGCACUUACGCACAGUUGAAUUAUUGUAACAAAACUAGCACAUUUUUCCUUCCUUCAUAAUUGUACAGAUCCAUUGUUAACUAUAAAUGUUAAAAAUGUGUGGAUAUUAGUCUUCCUUAUUCAGACCAUUUUUACUUCAAUUAUUUUUAUGUGAAUGGAUGUUUAGCCUGCAUAGAUAUCUGUAUACCCCAUGUGUGCAGGACCCAAGGAGGCCAAGAGAGGGUAUCAGUUCCCUUGGGGUGGAGUUCUACCUAGUGCCGGAGCUGCAAAGAAUCGAACCAGAGUCCUCUGGAAGAGCAGCCAGUACUUUAGCCAACAAGCUACCUCUCCGGUGACCAUUUCACUUUUUUAAAAGCAUUGCUACCUUCCUGUUUGGCAUACACAGGUUGCUGAUGUUGGUACUAUUGCGUUUUGGAGCCAUUACUAAGUAACAUAGGGGAUUCACAACACAAGGACUGCAAUGAUACAAUGUGAUGACUCAUUGUGCAAUUGUGGGAGCUGGAGAGAUGGCUCAGUGGGUUGCUCUUGCAGAGGACUCAGGUUCAAUUCCCAGCACUGACAAUGCAGUUCAACCACCUGUAAUUCCAGUUUCAGGGAAAUUGACCCUCACAUGACCUCCACAGGCAUGUAUAUACACACAUACAUUAAGGCAAAGCACUAGUACUCAAGAAAUCUAAGAUUUUUAAAGAUCCCAUUAUGUAAGUUAUAAGGUAGCAUAUACAGCAUGGAUAUGGUAGACAAAGGAAUGGUGCUUACCCUAGUAAGAUGUGAGCAGGACACUGUAGAGUAGAUUGAUACAAUAUUCUAGCAUACCACUCGGAAUAACAUACAACUUGAAACUUUUUUUUUUGAGUUUUCCAUUUCAUGUUUUUUGACCACAAUUAGACUAUCAGAAAUCAUGGAAAGCAAAAUCGCAGUUGUUGUAUUGUAUAUAAUCAUUAAAAGCCAAGUGUAGGGACAGUGACCUGCUUCUCUGAGAGCGACAGCUGCAGGCACUGGGUAGCUUCUAUCAUUGUAUCGUUCUAUCUUUGUCUUACAGAGCAUGCACCCAAGUAUUGAGGUGAUAGGAGAACAAUCGGAGCUCUAAUAACCUUCCUUUUUUAAAAAAUGCUUUUUAAAGUGGUAAAGCCCUUGGCCAGCAUCUGUGGGGUUCCAGGUUUGUGGCAGGAAGAAAAAAACCAAAAACCUGCAGUCAUCAGGUUGAAGAUGAAUUGGCAAUACUUUGGAGCUGGGAAGUUGGCUCCGUAGUCAGGCGUACACUAGCUGGGAAUAAAGACACUCAGUGAUUGAGAACUCUGGCCAGGGCGGAGGAGUCUGCCCAACUGCCGCCCCAUCUAGGUCCUGUCGCCCUCCCCACCCAAUGGAGGCUUAAUGUGAUUACUCGCUGCAGUGACCAGGGCCGGUACCAAGCGCUGCCCCAUCUGUACCUGAGAGAGACAGUCUGCUUCCUGGGGGUGCUGCACUGCCAGGAAGACGCAGGCUUGGCUUCCAAGAGGCCUAGAUUGACCCGGUGACCUCUCUGGCCAUCCUGGCCUUGGUCAGCACUGGCAACCAAGAUGUUGAUCCCCUGGAGGGGGAGGGAGCGUGGUUUGUGUUGAGGCUGCAGCCCCUUCUCACCUACGGCCUGGGCCCUGCUACCUCAUAGGGAGCGACCUGACCACGCUGCCUGUGGAAGAACCGGUAUUGUCCACAGGUGAGGUACUCAUGGUUUCACUGGAUAGACUGCUCCCAGAGACUGACUCCUAAGGCCAAGACCAUAGUGUGGUAGCAGGAGGUCAAGGCACCAGAAGUCAGAGAUCUAGGCUACCAGCACUUGCUACAGACUUGAUUUCCUGGGCAGACUUUCCAUGGAGAACAGAGCUCCUUCAAGGCCCCAGUAAGCACCCUACUGAUGCUGCUGCCCACUCCAGUUCAGACAUGCACACAGUUCACUGUGGCUGGAAAACACUUGACUGGGCUCAAGCUGCUUAAUUGCUCUUCCCAGGAAGAGAUCUCCAUCUGGGAUAUGCUAAUCCUCCCCAACUUCCAACGCCAGUUAUCUGCCUGGCAUGCCUGAUGGCUCUGGGCUGCUGGUGGACAAUAUCUGUUAGCAGUCCAGGGAAGUCUCCAUGGGUACCUUCUGUCGACUUCCUGGUAGUUCUGGCUACUUCCCCUGUCCAUUUAGUGCCCUGGACGAACACAACUUUCUGCUUCAGCUGAGAGGGGGUGAGCAGCCCCCUCCUGGGGCUAAGGAGGGUCUUGAAGUCCCCUUGAUUGCCACCCCAAAGCUGCCUUUCACCCAGAGCAUCCUCACUCACUACUGUCUGCCCAGUGUCUGCCUAGACAGUACCUGCUUUGUGAUGAUUACUUCUUGUGAGUCCCCUGUUCAGACCUAAGAGCAUUUCACUGUCACCUACAUGCUCCUUAACAACCUCCAAGACUUCCCUGCUGUGAGGAUUGUGUGGACUCCGGAACACAUAAAGGCUGGAAAGGAGCUGUAUGAGAGGGAGCAUCAGGCCACAUGGUCAGCCAUAACCUUGGCUUCUCCCGAAAGGCGGAGGUGGCAUAAUUACCUUCAGUGAGGCCUUCCAGUUGCUAAGGACAGAACUCUGAGGUGGGCCCAGUGUUGGGUAGAAUAGUCAGGGUUCUUAGCUCGAGAGGGGAAAUGUCUUAGGUAGCACUAGAAGGCUGGGCACAGGAAAGGUGGAAACUGAGUCCUACCUGAGAAGGUCUGCAUCUUCUGACCCAGCUGUGCCAGCACCUGAAACCGAAGCUCCAGUUCACCGCCAGUGUGUCCCACCCACUCUUCCCCAAAAGUGCCCCAGCCUUCUGCUGUCCAGGAUCUGGUGGAGAGACACCAGGCCUGUCUAGGCCAUUCUCAGUCUUUGUUCCACCAACAGCCUUCUCAUAGUUCCACCUCAUAAGGAAAGGGACCUGGACUGAUGUCAGCCUGACCAAGAAGGAAGUUGGAAUCAGGAGCAGGCCACUGAGUGGGAAGCUGUACCCUCACAAAGCCCACAGUCUCUGUCUUCUUCCAGUUUACUUUCUGACUACAUCUUCUGGCUCAAGUGAAACUAUUAAAGGCAAUUUGAGAGAAGAAAAAGAACACUGGCUGUUCUUGAAGAGGACCCAGGUUCACCACUGAACAUUUCAAAUGGAUAAAGUGGGAACAACUACAGAACGCUGAAGCAGGCUCCUGCAACAAUACAUGCAACAAAGUACUGGAAAGAGUGGAAGCUCACCAGCUGUCCCUGGAGAACGCGCUUAGAUGCAGAGUCAUCCCCUGUCCCACGCCCGUCUCUCCGCGCUAGGUACCAUUGCAUUUGUAAAAACACACACAGAAUGAAAAUAAAUAAAAAUAAAUUACGUGCUUAUGCACACAUGAUAAAGUA